Ixodes scapularis (black-legged tick) is the source of this 3738-nucleotide messenger RNA. RefSeq names its product dual specificity mitogen-activated protein kinase kinase 1 (gene Dsor1). Gene Ontology annotation, biological process: protein phosphorylation. Lineage: Eukaryota; Metazoa; Arthropoda; Arachnida; Ixodida; Ixodidae. The coding region runs from base 154 to 1335 and encodes 393 amino acids. The transcript has 11 exons. Gene Ontology annotation, molecular function: ATP binding; protein kinase activity. The record is from RefSeq and is a predicted model, not a curated record.
AGUGUUUUGUCGUCACCACCGCGACUGGGGGAGCAGCAGCGGCAGCCAGCGUUAUUUUGCGGCGACGACUCGUGCUUACGCGAACUUCAUCUCGAGUUGUAUUUUGAUUUUUCAGCACCGCCGCUCUUAUGCUGCAGUGAGCAGACUUCAAGCAUGAGCAAGAACCCGGGCAAAAACAAACUGAACCUCAAGCUCCCUCCGGGAUCCAUCGAACCCUUGGAUCAUGCGGGGUGCGACACGAACAACGACAAGUCGACACUGGACACGAGCAUGGAGGCACUCCAGAAGACGCUGGAGGGCCUCGAGCUGGACGAGCAGCAGCGUAAGCGCCUGGAGGCCUUCCUCUCGCAGAAGCAGAAGGUCGGGGAGCUGAGCAGCGACGACUUCGAGAACCUGGGCGAGCUGGGCGCGGGCAACGGGGGCGUAGUCACCAAAGUGCUGCACCGCCCCAGCGGGCUCGUCAUGGCCAGGAAGCUGAUCCACCUGGAAGUCAAACCUGCCAUUCGCAACCAGAUCAUACGGGAGCUGAAGGUCCUGCACGAGUGCAACUCUCCUCACAUCGUGGGCUUCUAUGGGGCCUUCUACAGCGACGGAGAGAUCAACGUCUGCAUGGAGUACAUGGAUGGUGGUUCCCUAGACCUCGUUCUGAAGAAGGCCGAUCGCAUUCCCGAAAAUAUUUUGGGCAAAGUCACAAUAGCGGUAUUGAAAGGCCUGAAUUAUCUGAGAGAGAAGCACCAAAUAAUGCAUCGGGACGUGAAGCCCUCGAACAUGUUGGUGAACUCGAGGGGUGAGAUCAAGAUUUGUGACUUUGGGGUGAGCGGACAGCUGAUCGACUCCAUGGCCAACUCCUUUGUGGGCACGCGGUCCUACAUGUCCCCGGAACGGCUCCAGGGCACCCACUACACGGUCCAGUCGGACAUUUGGAGCCUGGGGCUGUCGCUGGUUGAAAUGGCGCUGGGCCGGUACCCGAUCCCGCCCCCCAACGACAAGGAGCUCACCGCCAUGUUUGGCCGAAAGUACAACCCCGAAGGUAACUCCGGUAUGUCCUCUGGCGACAGUACGCGGGCCAUGUCCAUCUUCGAACUCCUCGACUACAUUGUCAACGAAGCGCCACCGUCAGUGCCCACCGGUGUCUUCUCACCGGAAUUCAAGGACUUGGUGGACCGAUGCCUCAAGAGAAAUCCAAAUGAGAGGGGGGACUUGAAGACGCUCAUGAACCACCCGUACGUGCGGAGGUGGGACCAGGAGAAAGUGGACUUUGCAGGCUGGGUCUGCACUACGAUGGGGCUGGACCCGUCGACCCCAACCAAACUCACACCCGAGGGACAGGCCUGACUUCCAGGGAUUAAUCUGCGCAGGGAGGAGGACGGAGGGUGACGGCAUCUCUACGGCAACGCACGCCGGCGAGCGUAGCUCUGGCCGGUCGCGACCCCUCUCCCGAACUCUCUCUUUCGCCGAACUCCGGAGAACGCCGGGGUCAACCCUAAACCACGUUUUCUUUCCCGGCCUCUGCAGUCUGCGUCGUUGCGGUUUCCGCAACCGCAGUCUGCGCCGCUGCGGUUCACGCAAAUGCAGUUUCCGUCGAGGCGGCCGCUGUGUGCUAUAGUUCCGUGUUGCGGUGGUUCGUUGAAUCGCACGUCGUCGGGUGGGCUACACGCCAUGUGACAUUUCAUUUCGUUCUAUUUCGUUGGGUGGUUGGAGGAGGUUAAAUUAUGUCGUGCCGGACGAGCAGUGGUCGUAGAGAGCGUUGUUUGAAUUCGUCGGCUGUAUCAGGGCUAGUGUUUGGAUCUUAUAAUCGGCGACACGUCAAGAACCCAGUGUAUGCUUCGCCUCCUACAAGCGCUCGUUGCCUUCUAUGGUGCUUUGGCUGCCCAUCCAGCAAAAUUUUAUCAAAGCUAGAAGGCUCACGUUCGAGGCGAUGCAUCUGCUGGUUUCUUAAAUCGUCGUCGAUUAUGGUGGGCAUCUGUCGCGUUGAAUUCGAGGUUUUUUCCGAGGCUUACUUCGCACGCGUCGGACGAAACGCGUACACUCUUAUGAUGUGACUCUACAGAUAGUGAUUUGUUCAAUACGUGUACGUCACACUGCGGUUACUGGAACGAAGGCACGCGUUGCUUUUGAGUGGCCGAGGCUCGUCUCAAACAAGUCACUCCCCCAUAGGUUGGUGGGGCUGUAUUCAAAACGCAGCAAUUUGGAAAGAAAAGAAAGGUUAUGGUAUGAACCAUAAUAUGCAUUAAUGGAUUUUUUUAAAGGAAUUUAUGAAAGCAUUCAGGAUAUGGGAGCCUCGAUGUUCUCGUCCCUUUGCUGCUUGAUUUUGAUUGGAGCGGAGUCUCGAUGGCAUACACAAACGAUGCCCGAGCGUGGAUUGCACUUUUUUUUUACCUAACAGCAGGAAAAACUUUCUUUUCUGUUACUUCUUCAAAUAAUAGUGUUUCCUUUUGUACUUCUGAAAACAAGCGAGUAUGAAGGAUGAUGACUGUACCGAAGUUGGGGAGCAUCGAACAAGUUGUGUCAUAAGUUAUUGUUUUACCUGCGAGAUGCAGCAAUGCUCGUGUAUGCUCGGCAGUGUACUGUGGUCUUGCUCCCACCGUAAAGACCCCCGAUGAAGCCCUGCUUAACCCUAAAGGCCUGUUCACACUUGCACCACAGCACUACCCCAGCACUAUUAGUCAGUACUGGAAAUAGUGCUAAUAAUGCUGGUGCAGCGCUGACUUUGCACUAUAGCAGUAAUGAUACAGUGCUUCAUCAGUACUAAAUUAAAUUCGAGUCAGCUCUGCAUCAGUGCUGUUCCUGGUAUUGAUUUAAUGCUGCGAUGUAUGUGUGAACCAGCCCUAACAAGGAGGGAGGGCGGUGCUACAAGUCUGAUCACAUUGCCUCAAACAAGUUUGUGCCAUGCAAACAUCGAUGCCCCAAGCGCAAAGCUCAUUCUUGUAGCUCCUUCAUCACUCGCACCUAUGAUAUGACAGAUCAUAGAUUUAUAUGGACUACAGCUCCGCUAUCUUCAUAUGCCUUUGUGAGUAUUAAAUGCAUUCUUGCAAUCGAUUUGGUCUCAGAAUUAUAUCGGAAAAGGAUGUACAGGUAUAGAAUGCCUACCCACUUUGAAAUCUGUCCUGUAUGCUUUUCAUUUCCGCAUCCUAUCCGGUAGUCUGGGAAAUAGGCCCGUGUUUCAGCGCACCUCGCUAAAGAAGUUGUCGACGCCAAGCGAGCCGUUGCGUUGCUUCGAGGCCGAUUGGGAACCUCGCUUGUAGUUUGUUUUGCAUAUGUCCAAAAGCCAGAGGGCUCUGUCGAAACACGGGUGAAGUGGGAAAGCACUGUGGUGCAAACUGCAAUUGCCAAGUGCUAACCGUUGUUCGGGAUUUGCAGGUCCCCAAUGCACGGACAUUGUUUAACGCUUUGCCCACCUGACGUUUGACGACAUUAUGCGUCAGAUUGCUAUGGUAAAGGAUACGAGUUACAACAUUCCCGGGACCUCCGACCUUGUUUCUUGUGUCCGCCAUAUGCUGGCACGGAAAUGUCACCGGCACCACAAACGUUACACAAGCUUGACGUGUUUCGGGUUGUCUUCUUCAGAGGCCUUCAACUCUUCGGUGUCUCCCUUUUUCCUUUUUUUUUAAGGGGAAUUUCAUGCGACGUGAGCGGUGUGGGAAAUGCAGCAGAUCAUUAUCUGUUGGAUUGCGCAGGCGAUAACACUAUUUUUUUUAAACAUUUGAGUUUCAAUAAAGUGCUCGGGGCAGUGAAGAA